AUACCUUUUAUCGCUUUAUUUCUUUUAGAUGUUAAUGCUCUUUGCAUUAAAUCAGUAGAUAAUUAUUUGAAAACACUUCCAAUCUCUUCUUUCUAAACCAAGCUGUAUCUUUAAGCAGCGAGCUUCUUGACCGGCAGGAGGCGUGUCUUGUCCGUAGCCCGAACACAGCGAGCUUACAGUUGCUACAGGACUGAUUUCUCUCAGCUAUUGGAACAAAUGAACUACUUUCUGUGGUUCUUCUAACACUCCGGCAGCUGAUUUUGCUUCGCUAUAUACAAAGGCUACUCGUGUAUGGAUUUCUGCGGGAUUUGCACAGCCUAACAUGGAUGUCCCACCAUUCCUUGCAUCGGAAGGUUGCUUCUUGGCGCAGUGAGAGAAGAACAUGCAGGGAUUGCUAAUGGAUUUGGGAAGCGUUUGCUUUCUUCUUUAAGUGACCAUGCCGUGAUCCUCACUGAGGGCCAUCACCCUGCAAAACGUCAAUAGAAGUAUUCCGGGGAAUCUAACAACAGAGGGGGAAUAAACGCUGUGCAUUACAGAAACAACAUGAAGAUUAUCUCCCCAGUUCUAACUAAACUGAUCUUCAGGUGCACCGCUGGGCUUCUCCUGCUGCUAUUGCUAUGUGUGGGAUAUUCACAAAGCAUGCCGCACGUUUUACGAUUUGGUGGUAUUUUUGAAUCCAUAGAGGCCGGUCCUUCAGGAGCUGAGGAAUUAGCCUUUAAAUUUGCAUUAAAUACAAUCAACAGAAACAGGACACUACUGCCAAACACAACUCUAACAUAUGACAUCCAAAGGAUAAACAUUUAUGACAGUUUUGAAGCUUCCAGAAAAGCCUGUGAUCAACUCUCUCUGGGGGUGGCAGCCAUCUUCGGUCCUUCACAUAGUUCUUCAACGAACGCCGUACAGUCCAUCUGUAAUGCACUGGGAGUUCCUCACAUUCAGACAAAAUGGAAACAUCAAGUCUCCGACAACAGGGAUUCUUUCUAUGUCAGCCUUUACCCUGAUUUCUCUUCACUCAGCCGGGCAAUCUUGGACUUGGUGCACUUCUUCAAAUGGAAAACGGUCACUGUUGUGUAUGAUGACAGUACAGGUCUAAUUCGUUUACAAGAGCUCAUCAAGGCUCCAUCCCGUUACAACAUUCGACUGAAAAUCCGGCAACUGCCUGCAGACACAAAGGAUGCCAAACCUUUGCUGAAAGAAAUGAAGAGAGGAAAAGAAUUUCAUGUCAUAUUUGACUGUGGUCAUGAGAUGGCAGCUGGCAUACUAAAGCAGGCACUAGCCAUGGGGAUGAUGACAGAAUAUUAUCAUUACAUUUUUACAACAUUGGACCUCUUUGCCCUGGAUGUGGAGCCAUACCGCUACAGUGGUGUCAACAUGACAGGUUUCCGAAUCCUAAACACUGAAAAUUCCCAAGUAGCUUCAAUAAUUGAAAAGUGGUCGAUGGAGCGGCUUCAAGCACCCCCCAAACCAGACUCAGGUUUGCUGGAUGGAUUUAUGACGACUGAUGCUGCAUUAAUGUACGAUGCGGUGCAUGUGGUAGCAGUGGCCGUCCAGCAGUCUCAACAAAUCACUGUUAGCUCUCUACAGUGCAAUCGUCAUAAGCCCUGGCGCUUUGGAAUCCGCUUCAUGAGUCUGAUUAAAGAGGCCCACUGGGAAGGCUUAACAGGCCGGAUCACUUUCAACAAAACCAACGGCUUGAGGACAGAUUUUGAUUUAGACGUGAUCAGCCUAAAGGAGGAGGGCCUCGAAAAGAUAGGAACCUGGGACCCAGUGAGUGGAUUAAAUAUGACCGAAAAUCAAAAAGGAAAAACAGCCAACAUCACAGACUCACUGUCGAACCGGUCCCUGAUUGUAUCGACCAUUUUGGAAGAGCCAUAUGUGAUGUUUAAGAAGUCUGAUAAACCACUGUAUGGGAAUGAUCGGUUUGAAGGCUACUGUAUUGACCUGUUAAAGGAGCUGGCCAAUAUUCUCGGUUUUACAUAUGAGAUUCGGCUUGUGGAGGAUGGAAAGUAUGGCGCACAAGAAGAUUCAAGUGGACAGUGGAAUGGCAUGGUUAAGGAACUUAUGGACCAUAAAGCUGAUCUGGCAGUUGCUCCUCUGGCUAUCACCUAUGUGCGGGAGAAGGUUAUUGACUUCUCCAAACCAUUCAUGACGCUGGGAAUAAGUAUUUUGUACCGCAAGCCCAAUGGUACAAACCCUGGUGUUUUCUCCUUCCUGAAUCCACUCUCCCCUGAUAUCUGGAUGUAUAUUCUGCUGGCUUACUUGGGUGUCAGUUGUGUGCUGUUUGUCAUAGCCAGGUUUAGCCCCUACGAGUGGUAUAACCCACACCCAUGCAACCCUGACUCAGAUGUGGUGGAAAACAAUUUUACCUUGCUAAAUAGUUUCUGGUUUGGAGUUGGAGCUCUCAUGCAGCAAGGUUCUGAGCUCAUGCCCAAAGCUCUUUCUACCAGGAUUGUUGGGGGUAUCUGGUGGUUUUUCACUCUGAUCAUCAUUUCAUCCUAUACUGCUAAUCUUGCCGCCUUUCUAACAGUGGAACGUAUGGAGUCUCCCAUAGAUUCUGCAGAUGAUUUGGCAAAGCAGACUAAAAUAGAGUAUGGUGUAGUAGAAGAUGGAGCAACCAUGACUUUCUUUAAGAAAUCUAAAAUUUCAACUUAUGAUAAGAUGUGGGAAUUUAUGAGCAGCAGAAGACAUUCUGUGCUUGUCAAAAACAAUGAAGAAGGGAUCCAGCGUGUACUCACCUCUGAUUAUGCCUUUUUAAUGGAGUCAACGACCAUUGAGUUUGUUACACAGCGGAACUGUAACCUGACGCAGAUUGGAGGCCUAAUAGAUUCCAAGGCGUAUGGAGUUGGCACUCCCAUGGGUUCUCCUUACCGGGACAAAAUCACUAUAGCCAUAUUGCAACUACAAGAAGAGGGAAAACUUCAUAUGAUGAAAGAGAAAUGGUGGAGAGGAAAUGGCUGCCCUGAAGAAGAAAGUAAAGAAGCCAGUGCUUUGGGCGUUCAGAACAUUGGCGGGAUCUUUAUCGUUCUGGCAGCUGGCCUUGUGCUAUCAGUGUUUGUGGCAGUGGGAGAAUUCUUGUAUAAAUCCAAACAAAAUGCACAGCUUGAAAAGAGGUCCUUCUGUAGUGCCAUGGUGGAUGAGCUCAGGGUGUCUCUGAAGUGUCAGCGCCGUCUCAAACACAAGCCCCAGGCUCCUGUCAUGGUAAAAACAGAAGAAGUCAUCAACAUGCACACAUUUAACGACAGAAGAUUGCCGGGCAAGGAGACUAUGGCAUAGAACUGGUAGGAGGAGAAGAGGAAGCUGCCCUGAGCACAAACUGUCAUCCUUGUUCAAAACAGUUUGCCAGAAAAUGUUUCCUGUGGAAAUAUGCAACCUGAGCAAAAUCAAAUGAGUUACCUCAUCCAUCAGAAAACUACAAGACAACUGUAUACAGCAAACAAAAUGGGAGAUGUGCAAUCCCCAAAAGGAUAAAAAAGGAAAGGAAAGAAGAAUAAACACUUAAAAGUGAACAUCUACUAAAGAUGAAUACAGAUGUGCGGGUAUGCCAUGUAUCUCUUGGGCCGAACUAUCCUUCCCUUGAAUGUUUCCAUGUGAUUCUGUGACAAGUGGUCUCAAAUGGGUUACAAAUAUGUUUCCCCAGUGAACAAUUAUUAUGAAGCGCUGUUAAAUGAGCAAACAGAAUACAUGUAACACAUUGGGACAGAUUGUGAAAGGAGAAGGUUGCUUUUCUUAUCAGUUUCUUUUUUAAUUUAUUCUUUUUACAUAUGUGAAAAUAUAUUUUCUAUAGUUUAAAUCAAAGAUGAAGCCACUAACCAUUCCAUGCUUGUUCUCUGGUGUCACAAAGUGCACAUGUAGGACUCAAUUACAAGCUAUGAUGCACAGGAAUAAUGUAAGUGUCAAUUCUUUGUCCUACCCAAAAAAUUGGUUGAUUACACCCAAGGCAAUAACAGCAGUGUUUGUACAGAGUUGGGGAUUAGUAAAUCCCUAAGUCUCCAUUUUAAUAAUAAUAAUAUUAAUAACAGUAGUAAAUACGUGCAUUACGUCUAACACAGAGACAAAAGCUGACUCUGUUUGGCUGACUAUACACAGCUUUGUGCAACUUCCUGUUUGUUGUGAGCAAAGAAAUGGAAGUUCGAGCAGCUGGUUGGUUGCCCACUGCGCGUCUUUAAGGUUGGUCCAAAGAUCUACUGUUUAUUCCUCAAUCCUGAUGCACAGAAGCUGAGCAGCUCUGGUCGCCCUGACCUUCUGGUCCCAUUCCUGUGCAGUUCUGGCCAAAUGUGGGCAGAGGCUUGUUCACCUCAUACUUAGAUUUAACAGGAGGCACAUAUUUAUUUAUUUAUUUAUCUGUUUGUUUUGAUAUUUAUUUAAUGAUUUAUUUAUUCCGUUAUUUUAUUAUCUUUUUUUUUCCUGCACUUAAAUACACAUGUAUGCAAUCACCAGUUUCUUAUAAUACACUCCACCCCUCCUUUUCCUUUACAUUUUAUUCUUUAUUAUUCUUUUUUAAUUUUUAUGUUUAUUUGUGGAAAUGCAAGAUUUCUAUGAAAAUAGUUUUUGUAUGAAACAAAUUUUUCUAAUAAUUUUUAUCAACAAAAAAAGAGAAAAACUAAAACCAGAACAUGGGCUUUUCUUGUCCGUGCUUGUCCUUGUGGGGUGUGUUGAUAAGCAUGCCUGGUAGUCAUGCACCUCACUGUUUGAUUAAACCUAUUUUUAUCAUGUACAGGAAAAAAAACUAUUUAAAAAAUAUUUUUACGUCAGGCAAAAUUGGACAGGUGCACUACCAUUUCUGCUUCUCAUUUACACCCCUGCAUUCCAAUAGGCUGAUAGUAUACAGUGCUCAACGAUUCUGUGUAAAUGGUAAACAUAUAUAUAUAAUAAAAAUAAUGACAAAAACUAAUUUUGACCACAUUGUGAAAAAAAUGGAGUGCACACUCUUUACUGUUUGAAAUUGAUGCACAAGUUUAAAAGAAAUUUCAUUAAAAAAGUUACACAAUUU
Messenger RNA from Erpetoichthys calabaricus (reedfish), 4990 nucleotides. It is a transcript of the gene grik2, whose product is annotated as glutamate receptor, ionotropic, kainate 2. The transcript has 17 exons. Bases 544 to 3273 code for a protein of 909 amino acids. Gene Ontology annotation, cellular component: presynaptic membrane; postsynaptic membrane; kainate selective glutamate receptor complex. NCBI's taxonomy places the organism in Eukaryota, Metazoa, Chordata, Cladistia, Polypteriformes, Polypteridae. The record is from RefSeq and is a predicted model, not a curated record. Gene Ontology annotation, biological process: synaptic transmission, glutamatergic; modulation of chemical synaptic transmission; monoatomic ion transport. Gene Ontology annotation, molecular function: transmitter-gated monoatomic ion channel activity involved in regulation of postsynaptic membrane potential; kainate selective glutamate receptor activity.